Molecule: messenger RNA, 1806 nt
Organism: Candida dubliniensis CD36
Lineage: Eukaryota; Fungi; Ascomycota; Pichiomycetes; Serinales; Debaryomycetaceae
Exons: 1
Coding region: 1-1806 (601 amino acids)
Biological process (GO): DNA damage checkpoint signaling; DNA repair; mitotic DNA replication checkpoint signaling
Molecular function (GO): chromatin binding
Source: RefSeq, a predicted model, not a curated record
AUGGCACCACCGAGGAGGAAGAAACCCAAGUAUGAACCGGUAGAUAUAAACUCAUCUUUUGAUGAAAUUUCAUCGGAUUCACAGGGUUCAUCAUUUUUUGAACAUUGGUCAAUCCAACCAAGUCCAGUUAAGAAAUCAGAAACCAUUAAUAAUAAUCAACAAUGGAUAGAUAAAUAUCGACCGAAAACCAUCAAUGAUAUUUGUAUUAAUCCAACUAAACUAAAACAAGUUAAAGAUUCCAUGAUGAAAAUGAUUAAUAAAACUUCAAAUACUAGAGUAUUGAUACUUUCUGGACCUAGUGGUUCAUCAAAAUCCACUACUGUGAAAUUAUUAGCUGAAGAAUUGAUAAUUGUACGUGAUGCCUUUGAUUCUAUUGUAAUUGAAUAUAAUGAACUGGAGGAUUUUGGGAAUUUUUUACAAGAUUGUCGAUAUAAAUCCAAAAAUGUGAUAUUAGUGGAAGAAUUACCAAAUAUAUAUCAUUUAGAAACUUUAAAGAAAUUUCGAGAUGCAAUUAAGCAUUGGAUAUAUCAAGAUGAUAAUGGAUUUUCAUUACCACCUUUAAUAAUAUGUUUAACUGAGAUUGAAUAUGAUUCUAAUGAUCUUAGAAUUAGUUAUAAUAUUGAAAAUAAUUUGACAGUAGAUACAUUAUUGGGUAAAGAAAUUAUAGGAUUAAAUCAAGUGGAAAUUAUUAAAUUUAAUAGUAUUGCCAAUCGAUUUUUGAAACCAACAAUAAAUAAAAUAAUUAAACAAGAAGGAAUUUUAAAAAUUAUUAAUCAACAAGUAUUGAUGAGAUUUUUAGAUGAGAUUUUCCAAAUUGGAGAUAUUCGAUCCAUUAUAUUUAAUCUUGAAAUGUGGAUUAAGAAUGUUAAACAAUUUUCAAGUAAACAAAAAAUUUCUAUUGAUUCAUUUAUGCGAGAGAAUUCGAUUAAUUUGUUUCAUGCCAUAGGUAAAAUAAUUUAUUCCAGUUCCAAAGUGAAUAUAAGACGACUGAAAACUAGUAAUAAUAAUAAUAAUAAUAAUGAGGAGGAGGAGAAGGAGGAGGAGGAAGAGGGUGAACGUUUAGAUAAAGACGAUAUAGAUUAUCAAUCAAUAGAACAAGUGUUACAACUGUUUCCAGAGAAAAAUAUGGAUUUAUUGAAUUUAUCAUUACUAGAGAACUAUCAUAUUUAUCAAGAUUCUAAUUAUGAUUUGGAAUUAGCGAGUAAUAUAGUUGAUGAUUUAAGUGUUAAUGAUAUUAUUAAACUUGGUGAUAUAGGUCUAAGGUCUACUAGGAUAAAUUUAAGCAAGGCAAAAAAUUUAUCAAGCAAACGAUUUAAAUCGAUGCCUUCGUCAAAAUUGAAAAUGAAGUUUCCUCGACAUUUAAAAAUGAUUAAAAUUAUGAAUAAAACUAAGAAUCAAAUCAAUUCUUAUCGUCGAUAUCUUAAUCCACAAAUAUCAUUUGAAGAUUUAAAUUUAAUUGAUGGAUAUUAUAUGCCGAUAAUUUAUAAUACUCAGAAACAAACAAAGUUUAGAUAUAAUCGAUUAGGUGGUAAAUUUCAAGAAGUUUAUGCAGAUGAUAAAAUUCCCAUUGAUGAAGGAGAGAUAAUUUAUGAAUAUGAUCAAUUUGAAAUUGAUAUUAAAAAUAAAAUAAAUCUUGAUCUGGAUAUGAAAUAUUCACAAGCAAUCAAUGAAGAUAUAGAUAAUAUGAGUGAUCCUAUAGAAACAGAUGAUGAUCUUGAAGAUGUAAGAGAUAUAACGAAUAAUGAAUCGGAUGCAUUUCUGAGUGAUUCCGAAUUGGAAUUACUUUUAACACAAGGUAAAGUCUGA